Messenger RNA from Oryza sativa Japonica Group (Japanese rice), 1572 nucleotides. RefSeq names its product protein N-terminal and lysine N-methyltransferase efm7. Gene Ontology annotation, molecular function: protein methyltransferase activity. The record is from RefSeq and is a predicted model, not a curated record. Lineage: Eukaryota; Viridiplantae; Streptophyta; Magnoliopsida; Poales; Poaceae. Gene Ontology annotation, biological process: protein methylation. Gene Ontology annotation, cellular component: nucleus.
UUAUGAGCCCAUGACUCUGGCCUUUGUAUAGCCCACGAGCGAAUAAAGGGUUUGGGUCGCCGACUCGCCGCCGCCGCCGCCACGUCCACUUCAGUUGCAGUCACCGGCGGCGAUGGCGGACUCCGGCAGCGCGAGCGAGCGGCGAGAGGAAGGGAAGAAGGGAAGGGAGGAGGAGGAAGAAGACGACGUCGUCUGUCUGGACCCGUCGUUCUUCGUCGACCGCAGCUACGAGACGACUACGUUCACCUUCGGCUCGCAAGUGCUCCACCUCCUCUGCCUCCGCGCUGCUUCCACUGAUUAUGAUCUUACUGGACAGUUAGUAUGGCCAGGUGCAGUUCUGAUGAACACCUACUUGUCUGAACAUCCUGAGACUGUGAAGGAUCAUUCAAUAAUUGAGCUAGGAUCUGGGGUUGGCAUUACUGGCAUAUUGUGCAGCCGUUUUUGCAAAGAAGUUGUCUUGACUGAUCACAAUGAUGAAGUUCUAGAGAUUAUAAAGAAGAAUAUAGAGAUGCAGUCAUGUUCUGGGAAUGCCAAUGCAGUGUUGACAGCAGAGAAGCUAGAGUGGGGAAACUAUGUUCAUAUAAGCAAUAUCAUUGAGAAACAUCCUUCUGGAUUUGAUCUCAUCCUUGGAGCUGAUAUUUGCUUUCAGCAAUCUAGCAUUUCCUGUCUCUUUGAUACUGUAGAGAGGCUUCUUCGUAUUCAGGCUAGUAAAUGUAGAUUCAUAUUGGCUUAUGUAUCACGAGCUAAAGUCAUGGAUGUUCUAGUGCUCAAGGAAGCUGAAAAACAUGGAAUGCAUGUCAAAGAGGUGGAUGGGACAAGAACAACCAUCUCAAAUCUUGAAGGAGUCAUAUAUGACAUUACCCUCAAAUAAUGCUGCUCUUCGCGCAUGUUGAUGAAGUGCUUAGGUGAUCAGUAGUCAUGAAAAGUACAUGCAACUUCCUCUGAAUGACUACAUCCUUUCGGAGGAGGAAAGAAUACCACACUGCCACAGUAAACAGCAUUAUUGAUGAAGGGCUUCAAUUCAUACGCUGUCAUGCUGAUUUGAUGUAGGUUUUUUGGAGAGGGAUUCGAUGUGGUUUUUGAAUGCUUUGAUUAUCAUGGAUAGUAGUUUUGUCACAGCUCUCUCUGAAUACUAUCUUGUCAAGGAGAUGACCAAAACCCUGAAGUUCUUGUGAGGAAGAAGUUGCUGAAAGCAGUGGCAUAACGUAAGCUUGAGGUUGCUGGUUCUGAGCUCUGUAAAGUUCCUGAAUUACCAUGAGCUAGCCUGUAAAACGUCAAUUCCAACUGAAGCUUCAGCACCAUUCACUUAUCCUGCAAUGCAUGGGAUAUAUGGAUCCAAUCCUGGGUUGUUCUUUAGCCUGUUCUUGGUUUCGCCAUCUUUUAUGUUUUGCCGCGACAAUUUGUCAAGGCCUCUGCCUAAUCCAACUUUGUCAUGGAGGCAAAUGCCACACUCUUACCGGCUUUUCUUGGAGGCAGCCCAAGUCUGGAUCUCCAUCCAGCCAAAUGACAUGAACUGUACUGGAUCUUGUUGUGUUCCCCUGUUGCAGCACAGUGCCUGUUAGCACUGAUGCA